UUCUCUAAAACAGGGAUGAUUCACGGACUCGAGCCAGUGUGUGAUGCGACUCCACACAGAAAACUAUCUGACAAUCAUUCAUCACAAUAUCUGUUCUGUGGCAGACCACUGAAAUGAGCACAACAAUGCCACAAGAAGGCUGCAUGAGUCUGACAGGCGGAUGCAGGUGAAGAGUUGACUGCGAAAGAGGAGCAGUUGCAUAAUCGGACGGAGCACAAAGAGAGGCAGCGAGGGCGCUUCAUUUUGAACUAUGGCGGCAACACAACACAUUCUUCUGACAUAAAUUUUGAUGAUGGGAAAACGUGCCAUCUUGGAGAACAGCGACGAAUUACUGGAUAUGAGGGUAAAAACCACCCAGCCUCAAAACUUUGAAGUUUAUAUAGUCGCUACCAAAGGCUGCGUUCAUUUUUAGGCGACUACCUGUGCGGUGCGGCUAUCAAUUAACACUGAACGGACUCGCUUAUGUCAUUUGGCAGGGUGUUUAAACAAACAUCGGAAGCUUUUGGAGGUAGGCAGUUUAUUUGUGCAGGUUUCUCAACUGCAGCCUCAGAAGCCGUUCAAAUGCUGGAAUGGGUUGGUGCUGCCUGUUUUAUGGUUUUAAUGGCCAUACUCUGGCCAGUGGUGAAGUGUUUAGGAGCGGAGAGUCACUCCACGCUGCUGCUUCCACGACGCGACAGCAAAAGAUCCGCGGAGAGAUGCGACUCGAAACUAGACGGACAAGGUGUAUCAGACGCGGUCGCUUUGAUUUGCAAACCCUCUGCGCUGGCAAACUACCUUCUUAAACAUUGCAUGAGUUUUUGCAAGUCUUUGUCGAUACCGAAAUGGAACUGGCGAAUGAGUUCGUCUUUGCAGACUGUUUUCGGCGCUUUGUGGCCGUUUGAGUGUCCGGUGCAUUUCAUCCGAGAUCAUUUGCAGUUGAGUGAUGAUGGACUCGUGGCGUUGGACUGGGCUGUUGUUGGUGCAGCACAUCACAAGAGGCGCAGGACGUCCAGUAAUUCCACAAGUCCAGUUCUGCUCAUCAUUCCCAACUCUUUUGGGAAAAUCACCAGGAAUGUUCUAAAGCUCUGUGAGGCAGCUCUGAGUCACGGCUACCUCCCUGUGAUCUUCAACCGGCGGAGUCAGAAUGGAACGCCGCUCUGUACUGUGAAACUGCAGCAGUUCGGUGACCCGACUGACCUGCGGGAAGCGGUGCGCUACAUUCGGUACAGACAGCCAGCAGGCCAGAUUUAUGCUGUGAGUGAAAGCACUGGUUCAGGACUUCUGUUGUCCUACUUGGGCGAGUGUGGCUCCUCCAGCUAUGUGACGGCUGCGGCCUGCCUGUCUCCGAUUUUCCGCUGCCAGAGCUGGUUUGAGAGCGGCCCCACCUGGCCGUUCCACUGGGCUCUUCUGCUUUACCAGAAAAUCUGCCUCAGCAGGUAUAAAACGGUGCUUGGAGAGCUCGUCCACACAGACAACUUAUUCUCCAGCUGUACUUUGAAGGCAAUGGAGGAGGCGCUGUUCUGUCAUUCCGGCUUAAAAGGGGCGACAGAGGGAGCAGGUAGCUGGGAAGCGUACUGGGAACGUAACGACCCGCUGAGAGACAUAGAUGAAGUGGCCAUUCCAGUGCUGUGUGUGUGCAGCCAGGACGACCCCGUCCGAGGGGAGCCUCAGCCCACGCUACCGUUAGAGCUUUUUGAGAGCAACCCACAUUUCUUCCUGCUUUUGACUGCCCACGGAGGCCACUGCGGCUUCUCCACAUCAGACGAAGGCCCGAUCGUCUGGAGCCACCAGGCCGUGCUGGAGUUCUUUCGGGCGACCACUGAUUUCUUUGCUGCGGAGGAGCGGGCCAAGCUGGCAGCCCGCCGGAGGGGUCUAGGCGGGGCUGGUAAGACUUUCCGCCAUCGCAGUGUCAGCACGUGCAAAAGACUUCCUGUCUGCUCGCACAACAUUCAUGCUAUCUACAACUGGCAGAGGUCCUACACCAGAUGAUGAUGUGCUUGAAGGGUCCUCACUUUGUUUGGGUUUACGGAAAGACUGAAAUAGCCAAGAACACUGCCAGAAAAGGAUAAAUUAGAACGCAUUGUCUGACCUGCUGUUCAUCACAGCCAAGAAAACCAGCAGUCGAGUCAAAAUAUCUCAGUUUACAAUCACGACUGUUCAGAAUUUGGACUACCACUGUCAAUAGAUGGACGCCGCCGGUCUUUGAGGAUGUCAAAACAUUAGAUUUUGUUUUGAGAAAAACGUUAAAAUCUGAAGUAAAUCAUGAGAAGGGUUACAGAACGUCACAUUUAAUGGCAAAAAUAAUUUUUUUAAUCAGUAUUUUAUUUUUUUGGUAAAUAAAAAAAAAUCUUUAAUGUCUUUUUUGGUUUUAGAUAAAACUUAAUUUGAUAUUAUAAAAUAAAUUUCUUACCACACUGGCAGUUUUUGGCUUACUAAAUUUUGUAAUUUUUUUAUUAGAUAUCUUGAAAUAAUAUGGGCAUCUACAGUCUAUUGGCUUUUUUGGCUCACCACAUUUAGUUAGAUUUGUGGUUAAAACAAGAAAAUACGGGUUUGCCAGUGGAAAACUAAAGUAAAAUAAAAUAAAAAUGUAAUAUGUUCUAAAAACAAAGUUUUUGAAAGUAAAAAUACUGAUUAAAAAUAUAUUUUGCUUCAUUGAAUGGCAGUAUAUACUUGAGCCUUAAAGGGACAGUUCACCCCAAAAUGAAAAUUCUGUUAUUAAUUACUCACCCUCAUGUCUUUCCAAACUUCUAAGACCUUUGUUCAUCUUCAGAACACAAUUUAGGAUAUUUCUGAUGAAAUCCGAGAGCUUUCUGACCCUGCAUAGACAGCAACGCAACCAGGUUUGAGGCCUAGAAAGGUAGUAAUGACGUUGUUAAAAUAGUCCAUAGUACUGUUGAGGUUAAGAAAGCUCUCGGAUUUCAUCAAAAAUAUAUUCAUUUGUGUUCUGAAGAUGAAUGAAGAUCUUGCAGGUUUGAAAUGACAUGAGGAUGAGUAAUUAAUAAAAGAAUUUAAAUUUUUGGGUUAACUGUCUCUUUAAAGUUCUGCUUGUUUGUUUUUUUUUUAGAUAAGAUUAAAACACUUAGUGGCUACAUAGUAGCCUUCCUUUUGGUACUUUGGAGGUCAGUAAUAUUUUGCGCUAUCUGCACAUUUUUUUGCAUACGAUAAUGAAAAGUGACAUUGUGUAAUUUUCUCUGUGUUAUAGUGUUUUUCAGAAGACAGAGAUUGCUAGUUUAUUUAGACUUGUCUCCGCCGUAAGAGUAGGAGCCUGUGGAUUCGGAGUAAAGAGUCAGUCAGCACUGCUGGGGUUUCACAUGACGUCAUUCUGAGGUUUCAGAGAAAGCUGGUCUCCCAUUGACAUGGGUGGAGCUCCGACACUGAUUUAUUUUUCCGUUUUUCUUUUCUGCCUUUUCUAUCUCCAUGUCUUUCUAGUGUCCCAUUGUUUGUACUGUAUGUUAAAUUAUCUGUGAACACGGGAGCUUUAAUUAAAGGGUUUCGGCUGAACACAUU
Labeo rohita (rohu) is the source of this 3486-nucleotide messenger RNA. RefSeq names its product abhydrolase domain containing 15a (gene abhd15a). NCBI's taxonomy places the organism in Eukaryota, Metazoa, Chordata, Actinopteri, Cypriniformes, Cyprinidae. The transcript has 3 exons. Gene Ontology annotation, molecular function: monoacylglycerol lipase activity; short-chain carboxylesterase activity. Bases 463 to 1968 code for a protein of 501 amino acids. The record is from RefSeq and is a predicted model, not a curated record.